CUCAAGAUUUUUUAAAAAAUCUUAAAACUGAAGGACCAGAUGAAAAUAAAAUUUUUGAAGAUAAUGAAGAUAUUAUAUCUACAGUAAAAAAAGUAACUACAAGUGUUUCUGUAGAAAAAGCAUUUUCAGCUGCUAAAGAAUUAAUUACUUCUCAAAGAUGUAAUUUAAAUCCUACAACAAUUAGA
This is a messenger RNA of Racocetra persica, 185 nucleotides long. NCBI's taxonomy places the organism in Eukaryota, Fungi, Glomeromycota, Glomeromycetes, Diversisporales, Gigasporaceae. The record is from the annotation of a GenBank genome assembly.